Molecule: messenger RNA, 1069 nt
Organism: Esox lucius (northern pike)
Lineage: Eukaryota; Metazoa; Chordata; Actinopteri; Esociformes; Esocidae
Gene: smn1
Product: survival of motor neuron 1, telomeric
Exons: 9
Coding region: 90-926 (278 amino acids)
Biological process (GO): mRNA processing
Cellular component (GO): nucleus; cytoplasm
Molecular function (GO): RNA binding
Source: RefSeq, a predicted model, not a curated record
AGUAUUUCUACGUAAUCAUUAUUUAGGAACGUCAGCGACGCAUGUUGCUUCAGUAAAACCUGUGAAAGCUGCUACGUUUCUGCAUAUUCAUGGCAAAUGGGUGUAAAGAUGUGCUUUUUGCUCGUGGAGCUGGACAAAGUGACGAUUCUGAUAUUUGGGAUGACACUGCUCUGAUAAAGGCCUACGACAAAGCGGUUGCAUCAUUUAAGACGGCCCUGAAAGGCGAGGAGGACCCAACAGGCUCUACAAAAGACAACCCUGCAAAGAAGCGAAAGAACAACAAAAAGAACGGCAGCAGGAAGAAAAGUAAUACCCCUGCUGACAAAGAGUGGCGAGUCGGGGACCCCUGUCAUGCCUACUGGUCUGAAGAUGGCAACCUGUAUGCUGCCUCAAUCACCUCCAUAGACCAGGAGAGGGCCACCUGUGUAGUGAUGUUCACAGGCUACGGGAACGAGGAGGAGCAGAACCUCCAGGACCUUCUAACUGAGAGCUCCGAGGUAGAGGAGGAGGCCCCCAGCAAGGUUAAAGAAGCAGAGUCUUCCACGGAGGAGAGCGAUAGGUCGUCCGCCCCGCCCUCUCGCAGUAAGACACUCCACUCUAAACCCAAAUCCAAACCCGCCAAAGGACCUCCAGCGUGGGGCCCACGCUUUCCUCCCAGCCUCCCUCCCAUGCCGGGCUCCAGAACGGGAGACUCCAGACGGCCCGGGGCCUCGGGGCCCGCCCCUCCUGGAUGGCCUCCGUUGCUCUCCUGCGGGCCACCUAUGAUCCCUCCGCCUCCCCCCAUGAGUCCAGACGGUGAGGACGACGGGGCCCUGGGCAGCAUGCUGAUCGCCUGGUAUAUGAGUGGCUACCACACUGGAUAUUACCUGGGGUUGAAACAAGGCCGGAAAGAAGCAGCUUCUGAAAGGAAGGCUCAGCCCAAGUGAUGAUGCAGAAUUUUGUCCUUACCUGACAUGUUUUCAUCCCUGAUGCUGAGGACGGGAUUGCUGUGAACUAUUUCUGUUAGAAACUGUUUCAGAGUUUUGUAUUCUUUGUAAAUAAAACAAAUAAAGGCUAUCUUAAGCUCACA